Molecule: messenger RNA, 600 nt
Organism: Fraxinus pennsylvanica
Lineage: Eukaryota; Viridiplantae; Streptophyta; Magnoliopsida; Lamiales; Oleaceae
Source: the annotation of a GenBank genome assembly
AUGCAACCAACGAAGAAACUGGUGGGUUUUGCCAUGCCAACUGGUUUUGUUGUCCUAAAUCUUCUGCUUUUAGUCGGGUCAUCUCAAGAACAUGGAAAAACCGAUACUAUCCAUCCAAGAUACACACACAAAAAUCAUGAGUCUCUUUCAGUCCUCCUUGCAACAGCAGGUGCAGUACUGUCAAUAAGAUACUUCGACAACUCUUUCAAUAAUUAUCACCAGAGGAUAGGCUUAGCCCUUUAUGGUGUCAUAUGGUUCCAAGCAUUGAUUGGCAUCUUACGACCAAACAGGGGAAGAAAAGGGAGAAGUAUUUGGUUUAUCUUUCACUGGCUACUGGGGAUUACUGCUUCUAUAUUGGGAGUAGUCAAUGUGUACACAGGUUUACAAUCCUAUCAUAGAAAAACAUCAAAAAGUGAAAGGGUUUGGACCAUAGUAUUCACUGUUCAGAUCUCUCUUAUAAUCUUCUUCUACCUUCUCCAAGAAAAAUGGCACUACAUAAAGAAGCAAGGAGUCAGUUUAUGCAAUGAAGCAGUUCAGCCUACUGAUCAAGAAAUGUCUCCAAGAUUCAACCUGAAGGAAACUCCACCUCAGCCCAGUUGA